CUCCAGGAUCAUGUUGGGAUCUUUGUUACGAUUGGAAGAUUUAUUGAAAUGUGAUCUAUGUGGAAAUUUGCUGCGACGCACAAACACUCUGAAAGAAUGCGGGCAUCGUUACUGUCAGGAUUGUAUAUAUGAUCGAUUAGGUCGAGAUCGCCAGUGCCCUGGGUGCCAUAUUCCAGCCAUUGUAAAGAAUUUACGCAAAGAUCCAAUGCAUGAUACUUUAGUGGCAUGUGUUCAGAAACUUAAGCUAUGUAUGGUCAAUGCUGAAUCUGUGUCCCUGACAAUGUCCAACUUUGAUACUGAUACUAAUACCAUUGAGUCUUUAGAAACCAAGGUUAAAGAGGAAUCAGUAGAUGAUAUAUUUGAAGUGGGUUUCUCGUCCUCCUUGAAUCCAACAUCAACAACACCAUCUACCUCUAUGCAACCACCAUCAACAGUAUCACAUACUUAUGAUAAUAGUGCAAACAGUUCAUCGUCACUCACUCGCCCUUCUCCACAACAAUCAGUACAACAACCUACUACAGAUAUUCCACCAAUAAUGACGAUAGUGAAUAAAGGAUGCAAUACAAACGAUUUGCUCUUGGCCAUGGAGGAUGAAGAACCAAAUCAAGAUGAAAUACCGCAAGAUAUUGAUAUCGAGAUAUCCGAUCAUCAACCGAUUCAAACUACAGCUUCUUUAAUGACACAAUCGGAUCAUAUAUAUGCAAAUACGGAUAUCUUGUUAGCAGCGAUGGAAUCAGAAGAGGUGAUAAUGGACGAUGAUAGUAGCGACAGCGAUAUUGACUCCAAGACGGUGCCUAGCAUUGUAUCAACUCACCAACAGAUGACAGAAGUAUGUACAACUCCCAAUCGACGACGAUUCUUGGAUAAUGAUAAGGAUAGCCAACAGGAAUCAUCAAGCAAGCAACGAAGAACAUACCAAGACACUUCAACUUUAACAAUACCAGCACAUAUGCCUGAAAAAGGGGUGACGUCUUCACGAUGGAAAUGCCCUAGUUGCCUAUAUGGUGGAAACAGUAUGGACCAAACUACAUGUGGCAUAUGUAGAAAGGAAAGGACAGCAGAUUCUUUGAAGGAACAAGAGCCAACAGCAGAUGAUACGACUGGUACAUUAUUACCAACAAUGAAUUUAUCGACAUCAAGUGAUAUUUGCGUGCCUUCUACUAUUGGCAUGGAUGUAUUGACACAACAACAAAUGUUGCAAAGAAGGCGUGAUCAAGGUGGCAUUAUUCAUUUGAUGACAACAGCACUGACAGCUGAGGAUACUGCUUGCUUGGAAAUUUCAAUGGCAUGGGCAAUCGAAACCAGUUUGAAACUAGAAGUAUACUCGGAGAUACGUGAUUUGGACAAUGUAACACAUUUGAUUACAAGUGUGAAUGAACAUGGUCUGUGUACAAGAACAAACAAAUAUUUACUUGGUAUCCUUACUGGGAAGUGGAUUGUCAAUCCUUCAUGGCUAACGGAUAGUGUACAUGCUGGAUAUUGGUUACCAGAAGAAAAGUAUCAAGUGAUAGGGGAUAAAUCGUCGGGUAAGACACAUGGACCUGAACGAGGACGACAACAACAAACAGAUGCUCUACUUUUUGGAUGGCGAUUCUUUUUAUAUGGUGAAUUUUCGAAUCAUGAAACAAAACUAAAUCUACUUCAACUUAUCAGAACGGGUGGUGGGAAAGUGCUUUUACGACGACCUACCUUGCAUCAACGAAAUCAAGAUCGACUGGUGAUCAUUGUUCCUUCCUUGGAGGCAUUGCGUGUUUCAACAAAAAGAACAGAUAAGUGGUUACAAGAAUACACCCAUGUCAAGGAUUCUCAAUGGCUGGUAGAUUCAGUGGCAAGAUGCGAUUGGUCUUUAUAGAUCCUCAUUACUUGGAUACAAAACAUAUAGAUAGAAUUGUAGUAUAUUUUUUUUUUCCAAUUUGUAUAUAUUUGAUGUAAAUAAAAGAUGAUAUUGAC
Molecule: messenger RNA, 1950 nt
Organism: Halteromyces radiatus
Lineage: Eukaryota; Fungi; Mucoromycota; Mucoromycetes; Mucorales; Cunninghamellaceae
Exons: 7
Coding region: 11-1852 (613 amino acids)
Biological process (GO): negative regulation of fatty acid biosynthetic process; double-strand break repair via homologous recombination; positive regulation of transcription by RNA polymerase II
Cellular component (GO): BRCA1-A complex; plasma membrane; BRCA1-BARD1 complex
Molecular function (GO): ubiquitin-protein transferase activity
Source: RefSeq, a predicted model, not a curated record